Molecule: messenger RNA, 1834 nt
Organism: Chaetomium fimeti
Lineage: Eukaryota; Fungi; Ascomycota; Sordariomycetes; Sordariales; Chaetomiaceae
Product: amidase signature domain-containing protein
Exons: 3
Coding region: 106-1686 (526 amino acids)
Biological process (GO): glutaminyl-tRNAGln biosynthesis via transamidation; mitochondrial translation
Cellular component (GO): glutamyl-tRNA(Gln) amidotransferase complex; mitochondrion
Molecular function (GO): glutaminyl-tRNA synthase (glutamine-hydrolyzing) activity
Source: RefSeq, a predicted model, not a curated record
CUCUGUUCACGAUCGCGUUGAAUACAUCCGGGCUCAAAAGUAUGCUGGACGCACCACGAUAUAACCCUGGUUGACCCUUCUCGGUAAUAGGGCCAGAGAGAACGCAUGUUGGCUCAGGGUAGGCCUCGCGGCCUCCGCCUGCGCUAUGGGUGCUCCUCCACAGGCCAGCAGCGACGUCUGCUAAAUCAUUUCAUCUCCAAAGCACCCGAACCAGAACCCACCCAACCACCACCACCACCCCCAUCCCCAACCCCCACCCGCUUCACCCUCGCCGUAAAAGACAACAUCGCAACCACCUCCCACCCGACAACAUGCGCCUCCGCCUUCCUCACAACCCACCGCUCCCCCUUCGAAGCCACCAUCGUGACCCAACUCCGCGCGCGCGGCGCCCGCCUCGUCGGCAAGACCAACCUCGACGAGUUCGGCAUGGGCAGCCACAGCGUCCACUCCGCCGCGGGCGCCGUCUCCCAAUCUCAGAAUGAACCAAUAUCCUCCGGCGGCUCCUCCGGCGGCAGCGCCGUCGCCGUCGCCGCGGGCGAGGCGGACCUCGCGCUGGGGACCGACACGGGCGGGUCGGUGCGGCUGCCGGCGGCGUACUGUGGCGUGGUUGGGUUCAAGCCGUCGUAUGGCAUGCUCUCGCGCUUUGGGGUCGUGCCGUAUGCGAACUCGCUGGAUACCGUGGGGUUGUUGGCCAGGGGGGUGGGGAUGAUUAGGGGGUUGGUCGUUGGUGGGGCAACAAAAAAGGGGUUGUGGGGGGAGGGGGACCCGAGGGAUCCGACCAGUUUGUCAGAGGGGGCGAGGGGGAGGUGUGUGGCUGGGAGGGAGGGGUAUGGUGGAGUUAUUGAUGGGGGGGAGAGGGAGGGGAGGGAGGUGUUGAGGGGAGUCCGGUUCGGGAUUCCGUUGGAGUACAACAUCGAGGAGCUGGACCCCGGGAUACGGAAUGCGUGGGCCAAGGCGGCAAACACACUCCAGCACGAGUUCGGUGCGCGCGUGGUGCCCGUGUCGCUGCCCUCGACCAGACACGCGCUGGCGGCGUACUACGUCAUCGCCCCCGCCGAGGCGUCGUCCAACUUGGCCAAGUACGACGGCGUGCGGUACGGAACGAGGGACUCCGACGCCGCGAGCGAUGCCGCUGGCGGGGUGCUCUAUGCUGCGAGCCGCGGUAAGGGGUUCGGCGACGAGGUGAAGCGGCGCAUCCUGCUCGGCUCGUACACACUGAGCUCCGAGGCCAUGGACAACUACUUCAUCAAGGCGCAGCGGGUGCGCCGGCUGGUGCGCAAGGACUUCAACCGCGUUUUUGCCCUCGACAACCCGCUCCAUGAGAGAGAGACGUUCGACCUUACCGACCUAGACGAGAGCAUCGAGAUGGAGGACAAAUGGGGCCCUGAAGAGGUGGACUUCCUGCUCUGCCCGACAGCCCCGACGCUCGCCCCGAAACUAGCGGAUGUCAUGAAGCAGACGCCGCUGGAUGCUUACAUGAACGACGUGUUUACAGUGCCCGCGAGCUUGGCAGGGCUGCCGGCUAUCAGCAUACCGAUGCCGGUUGCGUCGGAGGCAGCAGGGGAUGUUGCAGGAAAGUCCGGCGCGGCGGGCCUGCAGCUCAUCGGGCAGUACUGGGAUGACGCCCGGCUGCUUGCGGUCGCGGAUGCCGUAAUGAACACCCUGCAGAGUGUGACCCCAAGGUGAUCACGGCAGCACCGUCAACAUCGGGUAACCCAGUGUGCCCAGCCAUGCUUGCUAAGAUGGAUCGUAGCAUGAUAUGUGUAUGACCAUCACAUACGGGGAUCAUUGGCGGCGAUGAUGAGAGAAAGGCCAUGCAAGGUCUUCCCUUGGG